AUGGCCCGCCAAUUCUUCGUCGGAGGCAACUUCAAGCUGAACCCCGUCACCCGGGAGGAGAAGAAGAAGCUCAUCAAGACGCUCAACGACGCCAACAUCGACCAGAACACCGAGGUGGUCAUUGCGCCGCCAUCCAUCUACUUGAUCCCCGUUCUCGAGAGUCUGCGCAAGGACAUCAAGGUCGCGGCCCAGAACUGCUACGUGAAGCCCUCCGGUGCAUUCACGGGUGAGAUCAGCAGCCAGCAGCUCGUCGACGCCGGCAUCCCCUACGUUAUCCUCGGCCACUCGGAGCGCCGUAGCAUCUUCGGCGAGACUUCCAAGGAGAUCGCUGCCAAGACGCGCGCGGCGAUUGAUGCGGGGCUCAGCGUGAUCUUCUGCUGCGGUGAGACGCUCGAGGAGCGCGAGGCCGGCAAGACGCAGGCUGUUGUUGAGGAGCAGCUCCAGGCUGUCGUCGAGGCCAUCACGCCCGAGCAGUGGAAGAGCGUUGUGAUCGCCUACGAGCCCGUUUGGGCUAUCGGCACCGGCAAGGUCGCCACCGCGGCACAGGCUCAGGAGGUCCACGAUGCUACGCGCAAGUUCAUCGCGAAGGUUGUCUCCUCCGAGGUCGCCGAGGCCGUCCGCAUCAUCUACGGCGGCUCGGUCAACGCCAAGAACUGCAAGGAGCUCGGCACGCAGCCCGACAUCGAUGGUUUCCUCGUCGGCGGCGCCUCGCUUAAGCCCGAGUUCGUCGACAUCAUCAACACCAAGCGCGCUUGA
Molecule: messenger RNA, 756 nt
Organism: Peniophora sp. CBMAI 1063
Lineage: Eukaryota; Fungi; Basidiomycota; Agaricomycetes; Russulales; Peniophoraceae
Source: the annotation of a GenBank genome assembly